UUCUCGGAGAGGAAACGUUGUGCAUUAGCCGCCUGUGCAUAUGUGACACUCGGAACAAUUAUAGAGCCAUUGUGCGUUGGCACUCCAUCGUAUAAGAUGGCUCUCCUGGCAAUAUCGAGCACCGCACACCUAAAUCACGUUGGAAGGAUCGAGACGAGUUUCCCGCCAACUUGCCCGCAUCUGUUUACGCGGUCAACGUUCUCCGUGCGCCGGAGGGGAACUGGAACGUACGGCAGAGCUCGCCUUCGCCUGUUCCCGCAGACACACUUCCGCGUAGCGAAGCCACUUCGAUUAGCAAGGCGGGGAAGGUCCUGGCUCCCGCCCCUAGUCACGUACCGACAUGGGCGGUAUCACUCAAUUAUGACAAAGGAUGAAUAUAAUAACAGAAGAGAUGGACUUAAAAAUCCUACAGGAAAUAGUGAAGAAAGCAUCAAUACAAUUUCUCCAUGUGCAGUUCCCACAGAAACUACUUUCCUGUCUCCAGCUCCUAAGCAAACAUACUUUGCUGAUCAAAAAAUAAUCAUUCCAGAGACUGAAACGACAGGCUUUAGUUUCCGGAAAUUAUGGGCUUUCACCGGGCCUGGUUUCUUGAUGAGUAUAGCUUAUUUAGAUCCAGGAAAUAUUGAAUCGGAUUUACAAUCUGGAGCUGCCGCACAAUAUAAGCUUCUUUGGGUUCUGUUAUCUGCCACAGUCUUGGGACUGGUGAUGCAGAGGUUGUCUGCUCGAUUAGGGGUGGUAACAGGGCUUCAUUUAGCGGAAAUGUGCUACAGACAAUAUCGUCGUGUUCCAAGACUUAUAUUAUGGAUAAUGAUAGAAAUUGCAAUUAUUGGGUCUGAUAUGCAAGAAGUAAUUGGAACUGCAAUUGCUUUAUAUCUUCUGUCUAAUAAAUUAAUUCCACUUUGGGCUGGUGUUUUAAUUACUGUUAUUGACACGUUCACAUUUCUUCUCCUGGAUAAAUAUGGACUACGUAAACUUGAGCUUUUCUUUGCUUUCCUAAUUGGUGUUAUGGCUGUUACAUUUGGAUACGAGUAUGGAGUUGCUGCUCCUGACCAAGGCCAAGUGAUGAAAGGAAUGUUCUUCCCAUGGUGUGAAAACUGUGACAACUCUGUUCUUCUGAAGGCUGUUGGCAUUAUUGGUGCGGUUAUUAUGCCUCAUAAUUUGUACCUCCAUUCUGCAUUAGUGAAGUCUCGUGAAGUUGAUAGAAGAAAACCAGAACGUGUACGUGAAGCAAAUCUAUAUUUUUUCAUUGAGGCUUGUGGUGCUUUAUUUAUUAGCUUUAUUAUCAAUGUCUUUGUGGUAUCAGUAUUUGCAAAAGGACUGUAUAAUCAAACCAAUGAAAAUGUACUUAACGAGUGCAUUGCAAGAAAUAUUUCACAUGGAGAUGUUUUUCCAAACAACACGAAUAUAGUGGAUGCUGACAUUUAUAAGGGUGGUGUUUUCUUGGGAUGUCACUUUGGAAUUGCAACAAUGUAUAUUUGGGCAAUAGGAAUACUUGCAGCAGGACAGUCGAGUACAAUGACUGGCACAUACGCUGGACAAUUUGCAAUGGAGGGCUUUCUGAAUCUUCAGUGGUCUCGCUGGAAACGUGUUAUAUUCACAAGGACCAUUGCCAUUGUUCCUACUUUUUGUGUUGCAUUUUUUGCUCAUAUUAAUGAUCUGUCAGACAUGAAUGACAUUCUCAAUGCAGUCAUGAGUCUUCAGUUGCCUUUUGCAACAAUUCCAACUAUUGCAUUUACAAGUAACUAUCUAAUAAUGGGUGAAUUUAAAAAUGGAAAGACAAAUAUAGCAGUUUCUACUGCACUUUCUGCUGUAGUUAUUGGAAUAAAUAUUUAUUUCGUCAUAUCAACAGCACUUAGAGAUAUUGAAAGAGUAAUAUGGUUGGUUUUAAUUGGAAUCUUCGCAGUUGCUUAUUUAAUAAUGUGUUUAUAUCUUGUUGUACACAUGAUUGUGAGCAUCGGGGGAGCACGCUUCAGUAAUCAUCCUUUAAUAUCAAAAUAUAUUGAUGGUCCUGUUCCUACUGACUUUGGUUUGAGUAAUAAGUCAUUAUCAAGAAGUGUCUCCACAUUCACAGUGCAAGAGGAUCAAUCAUCUGUAGUGCACAAUCGAAACACAACUUCAUUUUCAACAUUUGAUAAAUUCUAGUGUUAAUGGUAGAGAUUAGUUUGUACUAAUAUCUUGCCAUGCAUGCUUCAAUGGAAGUACAAACAUAUACUUGCAGUAUUGUGUUGUAAUGAAAUUGUUUCUACUUGUUCUAAAAUUCACUUUGUGGUUUUAGACAUUUUAUAUUAAGAGUUCCUUAAAAUGUCUCUCUGAGAUUAACUUUAUAAGAUAGUGUUUAUUAAAAGGUUUCAUUGCUUGCAUAAACAUGUUUUGGUACAUCAGUUCUGAUUUUGUUACAGAAGACAAACGGUAACUUAUUAAUGUUCUAGAGUCAACAAUUAUUUAUUUCAUCAUCAAUCUUAUUUAAACUUAUUUCCAGAAAAUAGGGAAGUAAUUUUGACUUGGGUAUCAAAGCUAUAAGAAAAUUUCAAAAGAAAUGUUCUUUUAAAAUUUUUAUUUCAAACAAAUGCAAAAUAUGGCUUUUAAAUGUAUUUAUGAAAUUUAAAAUAAGAAGUGUAGCCUAUACCAAUUUACUGAUUUUUUUCUUUUCUAGACAAGCAAUGAAUACAUGAACUUAUAAUGUCAGAUGUGUCUCCAAAAGCCUUGUCCACUUAUUUAUAAUCAGAAAACCAUUGAUCAGUGUAAGUUCAGUCUAUGAGUCAUUAAAAGUAAAUGGGAAAUAUUUAAUUCAUUUAAUGAAAUGGAGAAUUCAACUUUACAAUAAUGCUAAUUGUAUUUAAUUUUCCUGUAGUUGUAUAUGUACACUAAAUGAAUUCUUAAGGCUUAUCUUACAUUGACUCAAAAAAAAGUAACACACGGAGAAAAUAAGUACAAAAUUACUAAUGCAUUUCUUGGUAACUUAUUGUAGAGAAGCAUGAGCAUGCUGGUGGUCUAAAAAUCUGUUUGGUACUUUUUUAAAUGAAACUUUCUUGAUUACUGUCAUUGAGGCAUCCAUGUAAUGACUUCUUAUAAUGGUUAUAAACUAGUGCUAAGAUCUUGACAUUAACCAUAUUUACCUGCAUAUAAAACCACCCUCUUAUUUUGAAGAGGCCUCCUAAUCAAAUUAAAAUCAUAAAUUGUGUUAAUUGGCUAGAAAAUUGCCGUUUUGAAAAUAUUACAAUAGUUUGCCUCAUUAUUUUCUUGUCAUCAUUGUAUAUCAUUAUUUUCUUGUUCCUUAAAAUAUCAUCACGGUUUUUGUCAAUACCGUUUUACAAUAUCAUCGUUACAUAUAUCAUUCUUUCUUUCUGGUCCUCCUCCCAUGUUAUUAGGUCUCUCUCUUGACGUUUUAGCUCACCCUCAUGAAAGCUUUGCACUUUGUCUAUACGUUCUUAGCCUUUCAUCUGACUCCACCUCAGAGCAUUUUCUUUUGUGUUGCCAGAUUUUCUUCCACAUGUCCUACGUUACAAACAUCCUACUUUACUCUAAUUAAUAAAUAAUUCGUACACUACAUUUUUUAUUGAAAUUGUAAGGCAUUAUGCAUUACAGUGUUGCAACAAUUAUUGAAGGGCUUUUAACAUUGCAUGAGGUUUUGCUUCUUUCAUAUUUUUCAAGCUCAGGGCUUCUGAGCCAUACAGAUUCAUGCAAUUUGAAGUUAAAAAUUAACAGCAAGAAAACAGAAAAGAUAUUUGUUAUUUAAAUAUACAUAAAAUGACCCCUGAUACAAUGUUUACAAUUUUUGCUUUUUUUUUCUCUAAAUCUGUGUAAAAAUAUUGUGAGUAUUAUUGUUACGUACAUUUUGAAAAAAUUCUGAAAUAAUUCAAAAUAUGUAUUCACAAUGAUUGGCAAUUUUGCAAUAUUUUUUUAAAAAAAUGAAGAAUUUAAUGUUCUGUACAUGUGGGUAUUCAUAUUCCAAAUCCCAUGAUUUUGAAUGAUUGACAGUCGUGGAAAUAUUGAAAAAGCUUUCAUGAUACAACUACUGUAAUUGAACAAGAAAGGGUAAUAAUUCUUAUUCAUCUGAGUGGUAAGUUCAAAAGAGCCAUCAUCUGGUAAUUUACCAGAAUUCAUGAUACUUUAAAAAUAUAUUCUUUUAAAAUUUUCUAAAGGAAAAUACAUGAGAUAUAUUUGUAAAACGUGUAUGGAUCAUUAUGUAAAAAUAUUGUGUACAUAGUAAUAUAGUGUAAAAUAUGGAUGAGUUUCAUACAUUAUUUUAUGAAUUUGUGCGUUUAGAAAUCAUAAAUCAGUACAUUUUAUAAGUACUUAUUGAGCAACUGUGAUAAGAAUAAUUAAUUUUGAGACCAUAUUUGUUGAUUUGUUGGUCAUUGAAAGUAAUAUUUAUAGUGAAUGGUUGAAGUAAAAAAAAACUAAUUUCAAGAGUAAAACAAUGAAGUGUCUCAAAGAGAAAAGUGUAUACAAGUGUUUCAGAUACCAUUUUAAAUAUCAUGUACUACAUUUGUCUUAUUAGAUGACUGAUAAAAACAACAUUAGUUCCCGAUAAGGAACUAAUUAUUUAGUUUCUGUUAAUAGAUCAUUAAUAAUUAAUGGUCUAUUUAAAUUCUUAAUUGGAAAAACUGUUUAUGCCCUUUAUUUUUAAGAAAAACUUUGUACCAGUGUUUCUUUUUGAAAAUUUCUUAGGAUAACUAUUUUCUGAGAGUUUUUACCUGGAAACAACAGACUAGAAACGUGAUUUCCUUUAAGUAGAUAAAUAGACCAUUUGUUUUCAUGAUAAUUAUUUAAGACACAAUGAGUUUUGUCAUGUGGUAGUUGAUUAUUGUGUAUACUUGUGAAUUUAAAAUGCAGGCACACCUGUUCAAGGGAAAGAAUUCCUUAAUAGAUCUGCUUAUAAUUUGUUGUUGUUAUGUUUGUUUUUAAAAUAAAAUAUUGGAAAAGAA
Molecule: messenger RNA, 4928 nt
Organism: Gryllus bimaculatus (two-spotted cricket)
Lineage: Eukaryota; Metazoa; Arthropoda; Insecta; Orthoptera; Gryllidae
Source: the annotation of a GenBank genome assembly